GAGAUGAAAGAAUAAACACGACGCACGAAACAGGAAUGCUUCAGCAAUUUUCUGCAUUAUGCAAUGAGACUCAAAGAUUACAACAGUGAUGGACAUACUGGAAUCGUAAUGAAAUGGGAAACAUAGAAUCUAGUGCUAAAAUCGAUGUGACUCAGUUACAAGGGCUUCGCUCACGUGAGCUUAAUAUCAGUCGUUCCUUGGGGUACGAAGAUUACAAAGAGGUCAGCAAUAUUUAUAGGCUAUAUAGCGUGGUUUAUUAUCAGGAAAAUAAAGGUCUUUCUCAUAAUUGAGAGAGACCUUUAGUUCUGAAUUUUUGCCAUCUUUAAUACAGUCUAACCUCUCCUUACGGACACCUCUAUAGUACGGACACCUCUCUAUAACGGGCAGACUGUUCGUUUGGUCCCAGAAAUGCCAAAAAUCAUACAUUCCCUUCCUCUAUGAUGCGGACACCUCUGUAAAGCGGGCACUUGGUUCUGUCCCUUUGGUGUCUGUAUUAAAGAGGUUUGACCGUAUAUUUUAGCUUUUCAAAUCGUUUCCGAUCCUUGGUGACGACUCAUCUCAGACUACAUGCUGCUUAAUUACCUGCCACUGGGGUACAUUUAGGUGCCUGGGCCAAUCAGGCCCUGGCUGUUUGAAUGCUGGCUGGUGCUAUCCACCGAAGCAAUCACUUUCCAGAAAAUUAGUUUUGUGGGAAAACCAAUAACAUAGAGAUUAAUUUUAUCUCGAGGAUUGCACUCGGCGCAUAUCCACCGUUGAACACCCAGGGCAAGGUGAAUAUGACGGGGAUCAAUAUAAGGGGGUGGAUAGGAAUCUCUACCCCUGGUGAGGGGAAAUUCACAGCAUUGUUUCAACUCUGAAGGAAAGUGGUGUGUGAAUUCAAGAUUUUGAAAAAAAUUGCAGACGGAAACCACAGAGAUGUUACGAUAAUUUUCAUGUACUGCUUUCUCCAAACCUUGAAAAUGUUAAAGUUAAAGAGGAAUAAGCAUUUAUGAGCUGCCAAAUUUAGAGAGAAAAUUUUCCCAGUGUAGCAACAUUUGGCACUUUGAACUAUGAUAAGAAGCUGCACCAAGACAACAUUUUUAGGUGGGCAAAUCAAUCACUUUGUUUUCUGAUGUUAACCCUCUGAUGGACUUACAUCCCAUCCAGGAGGGACCGCUUUACCACCAGGCACUUCAUCAUGCUACAGAUAAGCUCCUGAAGGCUGUUUGGGUCUCAUAACUCCUGUACACUGUUGCCUUUUAACAGUACAUUGAAUCUAAUCAUUUUUAAUAUUGUGGUUUUUAGCAUCUAACACACGACAGCGAAGAUGCCCUUGUGGAUUAUCCAGUGGAGUUGCUCAGCAGUGUCUCAUUCUAUGAGAAGUUUGAUGCAUCAUUCAACUGCUUUACAUACAUUCCCUCAGAAUUUUCCAUGUUCCUUCCACAUCUGUCUUAUAUUGAUAUGAGCCACAAUCGCCUUGCCUCCAUACCAGAAUCAUUUGGUCUUUUGGUCCAUCUUAAAACCUUGCUGUUAAACAACAACAGAUUGGUUGAGCUCCCAGAAACAUUUUGUUUACUUGCAAGACUGGAAAAAGCCGACUUAUCUCACAAUCAGUUACGGUUCUUACCACAGAGUUUAGGAAUGAUGGAAUCACUUCAAAGUUUAAAUGUCAGUUACAAUGAACUUGACUCUCUGCCAGUCACAUUAGGAAAAUCAAAGUCUCUUAAGCUAAUCCUUGCAAUUUUUAACAAAUGCAUACUACCACCACAGCAGAUUUGUAAUCAAGGCUCGGAUGCCAUUCUCUCUUAUUUGCGGAAUCAAAAUCCAAAGGAAAUACAACAAUUGCUUAAUGUUACAAGAAACAAUGAGUUUCCACGAGUCCGUGGAGAUGUACUUGUUCUUGCACCUACGAACCCUCACACAGCUAGAGCACAGUAUGUCCAGACGCAGACCAACACAAAUGCUACUAGUCGCAUCAAGACUCCUCUUAGGCCCCCUGCAAAUGUUAACCAGCUGCCCCCAGAUGAACUUGUGGACAAGAUUGUUGGGUGUUUGUAUGGGGCAGCCAUUGGUGAUGCUAUAGGGUUGUGCACGGAUUUUAUGAUGCCCGAUGAAUGUAGUUUUUAUUACGACAAGGACACGUUGCUUUGUCAUAAUAUGAUAAAAGACAGACACAGGAGUAAGUGGGAAAAGGGAGACUGGACAGACUCAUUUGACCAAACUGUGAGUAGAUUUUAUCGUACUGAUGCUGAUUCCAUUGUAAAGAAAAUCAAUGGCACUGAUAUUCAAGGAAAAACUAUUAUUCCCCGCAUCCCUGUUUCUCAAUGCCAUUUCGUUUACAUUCUUCUCCUUAACUUCAGAGCCAGGCAUGAGAACUUGCCUCUUCCUUUGUGCAUGCAGCCUAUAGGGAAAAAAUGGCAAUUGAGACUGGAAUGAUUAUGCACUGGCACAGUGAAGCUAGUGUCAUAAUAAUUAUAAUUUCAUCCACAGACUGUAAUUAGUUAGAACUGAAGUCAAAAUAUAAUAAUGCCUGCACAACUGACUCUGAAAGUACAGUCACACACAUUGUUAGGGUUAAGCAAAUAUGAUGGCAAUAUUACAAUGUUCACCAAAGGAAAAAUACCAUUUGAUUCUCUACAAGACAAAAAAAAUAACAGUAACAAAAUAAUAAAUAAAUAAAUGAAUAAAUACUGUUACAGUCAGAGCCACUCCCCUCAGGUUAUUUUUAGGGAUAAUUCAUUUUUGUAACGCUGGUUGGGGGACUUCGCCAGGCUGCUUAUGGUGAAGUUUACAAGUAAUGAAGAAAUGAGUAAUGAUGCCCCGUAUAAUUAUGUGAGUGUGACUACGUCCCCUAUACUCUGUAUGAACAAUGUGUUGGUUCUUUUACAUCCGGCCACAGAAUUUAUUAUAAGGCUUGCAAGACAGGGUGUGAGGUUAAUCAUCCUUAUGCGAAAAGACUAGAAAGUCUAACCAUCUGCAGAUGUCAUUACGUAGACAGUGUUUUCUCCUCAGUUAUGCAACCCUUUUAGGGCAAAAUUUCGACAAGCGACAUAAUUGAAAGAGCGAAACAGGACAGCAGAAAUGGUGACAAAUGACACAAAGAUGGGAUGAAACUGCAUCAGCAACAGAAAAAAAAAUGCAAAUACAAUAGUAAAAUGCUGACAGCGACAUGGCUUGCUCCUCAACAUGUGAAAUGACAGGUUUUGGAAUUCAGACAAGAGACAUAUGUUACCCCCCUAAGGGGGCCUCAGUUAUUUAAGACUUGCCCACAAGUUGAGCUCAAAAUUUUUCAUGAGUGCAAAGCGCAAGCAGGAGAUUUUUUCAUGUUUUCUACAGCAAAAGCGAAAGUCUAUCUCAGUGUUGGUACGGUUGAGGUUUGAACCAGUGGCCUCGCACUUUGCAGACUAGUGCUUAACCAAUAGAGCUACCCCUGUCAGGAGCAAAAACUGUCUGCAACUGGAAAAAGUUUUUGUAAGCAGACAGUUUAAAUAGGUUUUUCUGAAAGCUGCUGUAAGUAAAGCUGUCCUCUAACUUGAGCUUCUAAUAAGUGAGCUUUGACUGUAUUGCAUAGGAUAACAACGAUAAAAUUUAACCACAGCGCACAUUUAAAUGUUGUUUUUGUUGUAGAUGUUAAUCCUUGAAAACAUCAUUCAUUGGGCUGGUGUUGUGGAUGAACUAGAGUUUGCUAAGAGUAUUCUCAACUGGUGUAAACAUGGUUUCCCUGAGUUAGGUGAUACAGUAGGACGAGGAGUUAGAGGAGUCCUUGCUAAGGUAAAAUUUUAGAUCACAACACUUACACAUAUGAAUCUUUUAUUAUUUUUAGCCUAGUCAAAUUUUGUUUCGUUUUUAUCCUGAAAAAUAAUUGUUUUAUAGCAGGAUAGAUUCAUGUAAAUAUAGUUACAAUACCAUAAACUGCUGCUUACAUUGCCCUGAUCAGGGCUCGUGCAUCUUUGUAAGGUUUUUUUUGGGUGGGGGGGGGGGGUCGGAGAGGAGUUACAGUACAUGUAUAACUGGAAUAGAAAAGGCUCUUAGAAACAAGCUACAGAAUGUAGAAGCCAUUUACGUAACUGUUUUUCUUAUAUAAAGCUUCAAAAUGUCAAAUAAAGAGGAUCUGUAUCAGUAGUCAUAAUGAUAUGGCUACAGCUGUAAUUUGUUCACCGACUCUAUAAUAAAAAGAAGUUAUGAGGACAAAAAAUAAUACCAUUAAAUAGUACAUUUAAAAUAAUGGUGGAAAUGUUAAGUAUACAUGGUCACACUACAGGGCUUGUUAAUCACAGACCCUAAAAUUGGAACGUUAGUUUCAUACGUUGUAAAUGACAAACAGUGAAGGUACUGCGGUUUACUCUGCUGUUCUACACUCUAGUCUACACUCUACUUCAAAAGGGAAAAAUUGAGCUUACCCUCUCCCACCCCUCCCAUGCAAAGUUCAAUUGAAUUGCUGUUUGAGCUAGUUCUGUAGGAAAGAACAAACAUUCCAACUUAGAAUGUUUUGUUCUCAAUUUUGUCCUCAAUUGUGGCAACAGCUUCUAUUUUUUUCUCUUCAUGCCUAACCGUCUUUGGUCAUGAAACAAGGGCUUGGCUAUUGGUGAACAGGUUGUAGGCAUUUUCUUGUAGAAAAAGGUUGCCAUAGCAUCAAAUUAGUCUCUAGAAAAUGUCCCUUCGACUCUCAAGUAAUUUUGCAUUAAUUUUUUGAACGUUGUCCAUCUCAAAUUGCUAUCUUUAACAGGUUGUUUGUGAACCUCAGUUUCUUAAUGAUCCACACGGAGCCGCCAUUUCAGUAGCAAACAAGUUGGAGUCGCCAUCUAAUGGUGCUAUUAUGAGGACAUCCAUUCUUGGUGUUGCUCACUUUUAUGACUUAAACGAAGUAGCCACUAACGCGGUUAGGAUAUGCAAGGCAACACAUACUGACCCAAGGUUAGCAAGGUUUCCAUGUAAUCAUUGUUUGUUUGUUUUUUCGAGGGGGACCAAGAUUUUAGACUCUUUAGAUUGUUUGUUUAAUUAAGCAUUGUUGUAUUGCUAGAAUUUUAUUUGAGUUGAUAAUGACGUUAUAGGGAAACAUCAUAACAUCGACGUCUAUUUAACAGCUGUUCAUUUUACCUUUUAACAUGAGGAAGUGCAGAAAAAGAACUUUUCCUCUACAUUAGCACUUAGUGCACUUUUUACUAUAGAAGCAGUAAUUACAUUGUAUCAGUUGUUUUGUUCGUUUGUUUGUUUGUUUGUCUUUUAGGUGCAUUGCAAGUUGCGUUGCAGUAUGCAUUAUUAUUGCAUUGAUAUUGCAGGUACUCUGUCUUAUGCACCCUGCCGUUGGUUUUUUGGUUUAAUCUUUUCCUUGGUUUCAAUUUUAUUUCCCUAUCUUUUGGGGUAUGGUGAUGUACGAUAAUGAGUUUAAAACAAAGGAAAAUGAUAUUUAAAACAAAAUUAAAAUUGAACCACAAUAUGCAUAACGAUCACAUUAACCCAUUCACACCUAAUAGCAUUCCCUUCGCAAUGUUUAUGCAGACUGAUUAUCGUUCUUUAGGGCUAUUCCCUCACCCUUUCCUUUCGAAAUCCUUCCUUGCAAGCUAAUUUUUAUCACAAAAUACUGAGAGGAGUGAACACGUUUCCAAAGCAAACAACAAGCUAACAUUGGAAGCCGGAAAUACAUGCAGUAUUAGGAAAGCUUCCCUCGUAACCGCAAUGACCAAGCAUAGCAUGGUAAGCCUUUGUCGCACCGUACCCGUUUUUCAUUUCCUCUUUAUUGGAGAUAGCAAAUUGCACGCGAAAUUGUGUGCAAACAUUUUGUCUGCUUGACUAGUUGUUAUAUUUAUUUCUUGAUUACUGCGCGAACAUUCAUAUGCAAAUUUACAAGAAAAAGUGAACGUCUUUAUCUCUAAACUUGACGUAUAAUUAUGCGUCAAUGUGGUAUGAAUGUGUUCAUUAUAAUGGAUGCUAGAACGUGUUAGUUAAGUUGUAACAUACAGAGUUAAGUAUAUAUUUUAAUGUACCCACGUGGCUCUCGAGUAAGUUUGUUUAUUUAUUUAUAUAUUUAUUUAUUUAUUUAGGGAGAGAACGAUAUGGAGAGCAAUUCUUCUGUUGAAGAACUUCUAGAGAAAGCCAGAGAACAGGGAAAGAUCUACUUAGAAGAGCCAUUCCAUCAAAAGGACUUCCACCACUAUUUUAAUUGCCAGACUUGGGAAGAGUGAGUGUCUGUUUUGAAUUAUUGUGAGGGUCGUAUAAGUAGCAUUCCCGCACGCGACUGGCUUCUCCACUCACGAUCCCCAGAGGUCGCUGUUAACGUCGUCUGUCUAUCCGAACUUCCACGCGUUCAACCAAGGUCCCAGUUUCAGAGGGAAGACGCUGCUUUUGCAACGACAAUAACAACAAUAUGUUGCGCUUGUUCGACGGUGGCGAAAUGCGUGUCAGAAAUUCUCAAUGUGCUCACUCAACAUUCUUAUUGGGCAUGAUGCGCGAAAUUUCUUUCCCGUGUCAGUCGGUCAUUAUUAGGGCGCUUAAGCAGCAUUGACGGCGACGGCAACGAAAACGGCAAAAAUAAAAUAAAGAUAAAAAUGAAAAAACAGACAAUGGGUUUAAUUUAGCAAAACAAACACGCUUUUUGGACGUUUCUUUACCGUCACUGACUGCACUUUUACACCUAAGGUUUAAGUUUUAUGGAGGUCAUGAACACGACAAAAUUUUUUUUUUUCUUUUCGUGAACUUAGGUACAGUCCUUUAGAAUCAAUUCCAGAAAGCUUCCCAACACUUGAAAAAUUGAAUGAAAUACGAAAGGAGGAAUGGGGUUUGGAACAGCACGUAUUCAGUUUUAAGUAGGGAGCUUUAGCAACGACGACGUCGACGGCAACCAGAACGUCAAAAAAGCAAUAGGUUUAUUACGCAAAACAACAACUUUGCACGUGCAUCACGCUUUUUUGUACAUUUCUUCACCGUCCUUGCACGACUACGACGUGAAAAUGACUAAUUGCAAGUCACUCAGUUUAUGGAGGACGUAAACAAGCGACGACGAAUCUCUUCUUCUCUCUCUGAACUUGAGUGCGGUCCUCAAGAAAUCAACUCCAGGGAAAUUCGCCUACACUUGGGCAAUUUUCAGCAAAUUGGAAUAAACGCGAUAAAGAUUGAAAAAACGGGAAUUCAUUUUAAAACUGACGUUUUCGCUGCCGUUGCCGUCGUCGAUGCUAAAGCUCCCUAGUGACUUUUUCAACGUCUUUGCCGUUGUGGUUGCUUAAGCGUCCUAUUGAUUAGGUCUAGAUCCCCCACUAUUUUUCUUAUAGCCUCUUUUGGCAUGUGCAGCGGAUCAAUUACCUGCAAUUGAUCCUUCUUCUGCCCAGAAGUGAAAAUCCCGCCACAUCAGUGAACCAACCAAUCAGAUUGUAAUGUUGGACAAUGGAACUCAUUUAAGUAAAAUAGUACAGUCGCAAAACCUAUCGAAUUAAGGUGAGCAUUAAGAGAAAGUUUUAGAAAGUACUGUUUGUUUUCAUUUAGCGUUGAAGUCUGCGAACCCAGAAUGACAGAUUACACUUUUAAACCACUUGGCGCUGGACUCGUAGCACUCAGAUGUAUGAAGGAUUACAAGUAAGAAAUACCAAUCACCUUGUAGCGAUUCAAAAGAUGAAAUUCAGCAAUAUUACUAAAUUUUAAUUUUGUUACUGAUUCUGGUUGGUUGGCGGGAAAGUUAACGGGAGGUGCCGCGCCAGUUGGUCACUACAAACACAACUUUACUAGCUUGUCAGUGUGUUGAACCAUCUUAACAAAACAACAUUGGACGCUACCCCUGCCUUUCACUUUCGCGUCUUUCCCACCAUUUGAGAGCCUGGAACAGUCUAGGCAGGGGGGAUGUGCAAGAGACGAAGUCGUAAAUUUACAGAAUCUGAUUCGUAAGCUGAGAUACACCUUGAAUGUUAUGCUAAGGAGAAGAAAACAUAACAUAGCAAGCGUUUUAAUUUCUAGGUCCGGAGGUUGUGUGUUUAAAAAUAAAUUUGAAAUAAUUGCAAAUAAUUCAAGCCAGCCAUAACUUGAUUAAAACCCCAACUAGUAGGAGACAAAUUUGAGCUUAUUUGUUUUUUAUAGUUAUUUUUUGUGGUUGUCGUUUUGUGUUUGUUUCUUUAUUUUGUCUUUUCAAUAUAUAUAUAUUUUUUUCAUAUAAACAGAACAGCAAUAACAGAGCUUGCAAUGCAAGGUGGCCACGCAACGUGUAACGCAACAGUGGCUGGUGCCUUGUUGGGCUGCAAAGUUGGAUAUUCUGAAUUACCCCGUGACUGGAUCGAUGGCUUACUUCCACGACAAGUAGCCUGGCUUAAUACUAAAAUAAACUGCUUUCUUGACAUGAUGGCUCUACCAUGAAGGCCCCAUGCGAGUUUCGAUAAACCUGAGCAAUAGGCCUUAUCGCGGUUUUCGACUCCAUCUUGACGAGUAGGCAACCGCGUGCGAAAUUACAGUGUUUGUAUGACAAUCUAAUGUCGAACAAUUUCCCUUAAAUUGCCAGCUGGUCUGGAAAAAGUAUGUAUAUAUAUGAAUUGGGAACUAAAGCUUCACUCCUAACGAUUCUACUGAAAAGAGUUGAGGGUGUUACAUGCAGCUACAAGCGCUAGAACCACUUUUUAAAAUUUUCUAUACAUUUCUCUUCCUUCCGACUAAAAUUUCCCGAGAAAAAUUGCAGACAAAUAUAUGGAAAAUCGAAAGCAAGGGUCUGGUGAAAUUUAAGCACAGGUCCACAAAAUUUGUUAGUAAAAUCCUUUGCUGUGUAGCUUUAGUUUACCAGCACAGGCGUUUUACGGAAAUUAUGCGACAUUAGAUGCUCAUACAAACACUGUAAAUUCUCACGCGGUUGGCUACUCGUCAAGAUGGCAUCGAAAACCGCGAUAAGGCCUUUUCGUCGACCAGUUGGUGUGGUGAUACCGUGUUGCGAGGAUCGACAGUUUACCUUUAGUUAGCUGUACAUGUCUAACCUCCAUUAAGCGGCCGUGAUACCAUUCCGUUUCAUGCAUUCCAUUUAUUCUUUAGUGGAAGUCCAAACGCUGGCUACAUAUUAAGUGCCGCACAUGUGUAAUGACAACUUGGCCUCGGAUGUUCAAACGUUGGAAUUCGCUCUCAAGCGGCGAAAUCACUAUCCAGCAGAUAAGUACUGCGGGAAGCAAUCAGUUAUCCGCUGGAUAGAAAUUUAUGGAGUAGAUAGCAAUAUCCACUGCGACCCUUUUAACAACUGGGCACUGGAGACUAGGAUUGCAAGCUCCUCUAGACAGCGAAAAAAUAGUCCUUAAAUAUUGUUGGCAAUUUCCAUUACUGAUGAACCCGGCAGUUCUAGCUGUGUUGUUUUUUGAUAUUUUACUGUUUGUGUCCCCAAUGUUGUGCUGUGAGUUUCAUGUAUGUUAGUGUCCAGGG
This is a messenger RNA of Porites lobata, 9351 nucleotides long. Lineage: Eukaryota; Metazoa; Cnidaria; Anthozoa; Scleractinia; Poritidae. The record is from the annotation of a GenBank genome assembly.